Molecule: messenger RNA, 1140 nt
Organism: Toxotes jaculatrix (banded archerfish)
Lineage: Eukaryota; Metazoa; Chordata; Actinopteri; Toxotidae
Product: visual system homeobox 2
Exons: 7
Coding region: 1-1140 (379 amino acids)
Biological process (GO): regulation of transcription by RNA polymerase II
Molecular function (GO): RNA polymerase II transcription regulatory region sequence-specific DNA binding; DNA-binding transcription factor activity, RNA polymerase II-specific
Source: RefSeq, a predicted model, not a curated record
AUGGCGGUUAAUUGUUCAAUCACGUUGACCAAAGGCUGCUUUGAAGACGCGAUGUGGGCGGACAAGGAGGCGAAGCCGCGGCAUGGUGAAGGAUCCUCAGUGAGGGUGAGACAUGCCCGCACUGGCUUUGACAUGAAAAGCAGGCUGGGCUCUCAGGUUUAUCCCAUGGCCAGUGAUCCAGGACUAAAACAAUCAGCCUGCUCACUGUCAUGUGACUGGGAAAGGAGUGGGAGUGGAUUGGAGGAAAAGAGCAGAAAGCUAAGGAGUCAACCUGGCCCUUUUCACUGGACUGCUGCUUACUAUCGGACCCUUAUUAAUUUGGACAUGUUUGGCCCAGGGCAACUGGUCUCUACUCUGCUGCCUGCAGUUUUCCAUUCACCUGCAGCUCACUUUUUUCCAGCUUAUCCAACCAGACUGGGCUCUCAACCUCAGAUUCUCAUCCCAGGGCCCUUUAUCAGCUACGAAACCUUGAGGAGUUAUCUGCAGCCAGAGCCAUGCAAGGAGGCUUUGCUCAUGGCCACACAGGCGGUCGGGAUGGGGCCACUCGCAGAGGGCACGGAUGAACAGAGGCCAGUGAAGCAGCGUCGUGCACGGGCCAACUACAGCAGCUGGCAGCUGGAGGAGCUGGAGAAGGCCUUCGAGACCACCCACUACCCAGACAUUUUCAUGAGGGAAGCCCUGGCCCUCAGACUGGACCUCAUCGAGGCCAGAGUUCAGGUUUGGUUUCAGAACCGUCGUGCUAAGAUGAGACGGCAGCUGAAACUCCAGGGCCAGCUUGUUGCAGGGCCUUAUGCGAAAAGAGACAAUGAUGAAACAUCUGAGAAAACGAGCAGGAGUUUAAAACAGCAGUUAGAGAGGUCUGACCGCGAGCACUGGGAGAAACGACAGGAAGGGGAAAAUUAUCCAUGGACAAAAGCUGCCAGUACCGCGCUGAGCGAGCACAUGCAGCCUGUGACCCAGAAGUCGGGGAAGUGGGAGAGGCCGGAGGGGCCGAGCUCAGAGGAGCUCCGCUCCUGCAGCAUCGCCAAACUGAGGGCCAAAGCCAGAGAGCAUGAGGCAGAGAUCCACAGCACUGUAAACAUAUCAGGAGGCGACACACAGUCACAAACACAGGAAGCUGAUGCCACGCACAAGGAUUGA